Messenger RNA from Telopea speciosissima, 309 nucleotides. RefSeq lists its product as uncharacterized. Lineage: Eukaryota; Viridiplantae; Streptophyta; Magnoliopsida; Proteales; Proteaceae. The record is from RefSeq and is a predicted model, not a curated record. The transcript has a single exon. The coding region runs from base 1 to 309 and encodes 102 amino acids.
AUGUCUGAAUUUAGGCCUAUAGCCCUUUGCAAUUUGCUAUACAAGUUCACUGCCAAGGUUCUUGCUUCUAGGCUUAAGUCAGUAGUGGAUCUCCUUGUCAGUGAGAACCAGUCUGCUUUCAUACAUAGAAGAAGUAUUACUGACAAUAUCUUCCUCUGUAAUGAGAUUGUCAGAGGUUAUGAUAGGGAGUCUCACUCUCUGAUAGCUCUUAUGAAGAUUGAUAUUCACAAGGCUUUCAAAUCCAUAAGAUGGGACUACAUUGGGAAACUUGUUGAGAAAAUGGGUUUUUCUCUAGCCUUUAUCCACUAG